AUGUUACAUCCGUUCGUAGCGCAGUCAGCAUGAUGAUAUGGUUAAACUAACACUUGAUCGACGGUGACCGUUUGGUGAGCAACGAGUAUAGGUCAGCGCAUUACAAAUGCUGAAGAUUCUACGUUUCCGCGACGUCUGCACAACGCGUCAUUUAACGCGAUUCUACACGCAGAAAGUAAGCAUCGGUGCCAUCGGAUCGGACUUACAGAAGCAGAUAGACAAUAUGCCGCGCGUCAGACCGUCGAGCCAACCACCUAAAGUUUGGCAACAAGUCGAGAAAACGGACAAGAAUGGAAAAGUGAUGAAAUUUACGAUUCAGGAAAUUCCGGAGGACCGAUACGAAGAUGCAGUACAACAUAUGUGCACAUAUUUCUUAGCCGAUGAGCCGACCUGCAGCUGUUUGAAUGCAAUAAACGACCCUGUAUUUAUAAAAGACAUAAGUACGAUAUGGCGCAUGUUACUCGCAGAAGGCAUAUCCAUUGCCGCAUUCAUCGAUAAUCCCAACGGUGGGAAACCCAUACUCGCUGGUAUGAACGCUCUAGGUGUUGAUGAUAAAAAUGUGAAAGCUAGCAUUUCAAAUUUUGAGUUUAAGUCAGAGAAAUGCCAAAAUACGUUCGACAUCAUAGCGAAGGCAACAAAAGUGGUGUACGAACGUUACGGAGUUGACAAAUAUCUCUAUGCUAUUGGGCUUAGCGUAGAUCCCGAUUACCGAGGGUAUGGAUUAGGCAAGGAUAUUCUAAAACUCAGAAAUCUUAUCGGACCUUUUUACGGAGUGCCUGCGACCGCCACUGCGUUCACAUCGAUAAUAUCACAAAAGUCCGCGGCAGGCGCGGGAUUUGAAGAAUUUCUAACGCAAAACUUUUCCGAAUUGCUGGAUAAGAACGGAAAGGAGUAUUUCCCCGGUAUUAAUUCUAAGGCGUUUAAAAUCAUGGGGAAAAGGUUACCUUAAUACGGCCCGACUGGCAGUAUGAUACCCAAAAAUUGCGAGACUUUCUUAACUUUGUAAUCAGGAGUAAGUGAUCGCAUUUUAUAAUAGUUGGAAAUAAAAUUGUUAUAACUCUA
Vollenhovia emeryi is the source of this 1062-nucleotide messenger RNA. RefSeq lists its product as uncharacterized. Lineage: Eukaryota; Metazoa; Arthropoda; Insecta; Hymenoptera; Formicidae. The record is from RefSeq and is a predicted model, not a curated record. Bases 107 to 949 code for a protein of 280 amino acids. The transcript is spliced from 4 exons.